AUGUCGGCAAAGCAGAAUGCAUCCACCUUUGUUUCCACACUAUGCCGGUGCGGUCGGACAUCAUCCAUCAACAAUAAUAGCCAGGUAGCGAGACGGCAAUUGGAAUGUGGCCACUACAUAUGCUCUGAUUGUUGGCACUACAACCAACCGCUUCCGACCCCAGCCUGCAAUACCUGCAUCAUCUACUUACAAGCCCAAGAAAUACCUCGAUUAUCAUUCUACGUAACCGCCUAUAACGACGUGGUGAAGCGUUUCAAGGAGCUCGAAAAGAUUCAUUCGGGGAAACUCCACGAAGUCAAGUUGGCUAAUGAGCAUAUUACUCUGCUCAAAACAAAGUUAGCGGCAUCCCAUGCCCCUGGUAUUGUGGCUUCAAGUUCUCCUCUCUCGCUAGCGCAGCAGCUCCCUAAUAUCUCUACUGUAUCUUCGACCUCCGCGACCAAACCCGCCACGAUUGACUGGCAAUCCGAGAGCGGCAAACAGGUCUCGGCGUAUCUUAUGAAACAACGAGAGACACUGGCAAUGUACCAGAAGGAGUGUGAAUCUCUCAAGAAGCGCGUGGCGGACCUGACGACUCAACUCGAGACUAAGAACCGUCCGACAGAUGAAGCUGUAACUGCGAUCGAGAAGGCUGAACUCAUGGAAGCUGAACUCGAGGGCCUGCAUACGCGCUUGGCUAAAUGUGAGGAUGACUUGGAAAAGGCUCAGGCCGAUUUGGGAACUGCCAACUCACAAAAUCAACAACUUGCGAAAGAGCUUGCAGAUCUGAAGGAGAAGGCUACUCAGCAACGAACCGUUCUGGGAAAGGCCCAGCUCCAUAUUACGAGCCUUCAGAACAGGUGCAAUAAUGCCGAGCGAGACUUGGCAUCUGCAAGAGAAUCUCUGAAGGCCAAGGAUGAGGCAAUCAAGGCAAAUGCUAGAUCGCCACGAGGCGCUUCCGUUGAUCUCCCAGGCUUGGGUACACCUCUUGGAGGACCGAGCAUGGUUUAUGUGCCAACGGCUGCCGAGCUUCAACAAUCUGCUGCAUUACUUACAUCCCUGCAGAGUGAUGUGUCGCGGCUCAACAAGGAGAAAUCAGCCCAUGAACAAGAGAUCAACAAGCUGAAAUCUUCCUUGAAGUCCAAAGAGGACGACAACCAGGUCCUUGGAGAUAAAUUACUCCAAAGCGCAGAGUUGGCGUCUGAGCUUGGAAAACUUCAUUUGGCUGCCAAUUCUCGCGCUGAAUCUGCAGAAGAAAAACUCUUGGAUAUCCAAAAUGAAAUGCAAGAGCUUAGAGAACUUAUGGAAGCCCAAGCGCGGGAGGACAAGGCAACGCAAAACACGGCCAAGAUUGCAAGUGGACUCACAAAAUUGGCCGAAUACCAAUCUCGAAUUGCCCAACUAGAGUCGCAACUCAUCGAGGCUACACGUGCAAGAGAUGAAGCACUUGCCCAAGCCGAAGUGUGGCAAGAGAACCGGAACAAGUGGAAGCGUUGGGGAGAAGUGAUGGCCCUCCAAGCCAAACAGUGGGAGGACGAGGUCUCCAGAGCCAAAAUCCCACCCGCAAAGAACGCUUCAGUUCUCAAGCCGGAAGAACCUCCCGCCUUGUCCCUUGAGGCUCCCGAGUCGGGCAAAUCUCGUAAGCGGCCCCUCGACAUGCCUGACACCGACGUAGACGUAGUUCACGCUCCAGCUCGACCACAAGCCGAUAACAAUGCCCCACUCACAGUCGACUCGGGCGGGGAAGGCGCCGAACGCAAGCGAGCUAGAUUCGCAUCUUGA
Molecule: messenger RNA, 1758 nt
Organism: Rhizoctonia solani
Lineage: Eukaryota; Fungi; Basidiomycota; Agaricomycetes; Cantharellales; Ceratobasidiaceae
Product: autophagy-related protein 16
Exons: 18
Coding region: 1-1758 (585 amino acids)
Source: RefSeq, a predicted model, not a curated record